This is a messenger RNA of Phaethon lepturus (White-tailed tropicbird), 2440 nucleotides long. RefSeq names its product sel-1 suppressor of lin-12-like (C. elegans) (gene SEL1L). Gene Ontology annotation, biological process: ERAD pathway. The transcript has 20 exons. Gene Ontology annotation, cellular component: endoplasmic reticulum membrane. The annotation marks the transcript as partial. Gene Ontology annotation, molecular function: protein binding. NCBI's taxonomy places the organism in Eukaryota, Metazoa, Chordata, Aves, Phaethontiformes, Phaethontidae. The record is from RefSeq and is a predicted model, not a curated record.
AUGAAGAGGGAAAUCAAGAUGAAUCAUUGGAGUCAAAGUCUUUAUCUGCAGAAGACCAGGUAAAGGACCAUUCCUCAGGAACUCGAGUGGUAGCAGGUCAGAUCUUCCUUGAAUCAGGGAAAUCAGACUCUCAAUCGGAGGAUGAAGCGAACUUUCGUAGUCAAGAGGAGGAGAAAGAGAAUUUGCUGGAAGAAGUGAACUCUCUAGAAAUGUCAAAUCUAUUAAAUAAGGAUUUGGAAGAAGUAGAAAUACAGAGUCCAGUUUUGACAGCUAUUGGAGGCACUGCAGAUGGUGAGCCUUGCCACUUCCCCUUCUUAUUUAUGGAGAAGGAGUAUGCAGAGUGCACUGCAGAUGGGAGGGAAGAUGGCAGGCUUUGGUGUGCAACAACCUAUGAUUACAAGAAAGAUCAAAAGUGGGGCUUUUGUGAAACUGAAGAGCAAUCUAAUAAGAGAAGGCAGAUGCAAGAAGCUGAGGAUGUUUAUCAGACUGGAAUGAAAAUCCUUAAUGAAAGCAGUAAAAAGGCUCAGAAGAAAGAAGCAUAUCAAUAUCUUCUGAAAGCAGCUGACAUGAAUCAUACCAAGGCAAUGGAGAAAGUGUCUUACGCUUUGUUGUUUGGGGAUUACCUGAAGCAGAACAUCCAGUCAUCAAAAGAACUAUUUGAAAAACUAACAGAAGAAGGUUCUCCUAAAGGACAAAUGGCUCUUGGAUUUCUGUAUGCAUCUGGUCUAGGAGUCAAUUCUAGUCAAGCUAAGGCCUUGGUGUAUUACACUUUUGGAGCUUUAGGAGGAAAUCUGAUCGCCCAUAUGAUCUUGGGUUACCGGUACUGGGCUGGGAUAGGAGUUCUUCAAAGUUGUGAAUCUGCUCUCACUCACUACCGACUCGUAGCUAAUCACGUUGCUAGUGACAUUUCUUUGACUGGUGGCACAGUGGUUCAGCGAAUUCGCUUAGCAGAUGAAGUAGAAAAUCCAGGAAUGGCAAGUGGGAUGCUAGAAGAAGACUUGAUUCAGUAUUACCAGUUUUUAGCAGAGAAAGGAGAUGUACAAGCACAGGUUGGCCUUGGACAGUUGCACUUGCAUGGAGGAAGAGGAGUAGAGCAAAAUCAUCAGCGAGCAUUUGAGUACUUCAAUCAAGCAGCUAAUGCUGGCAAUUCACAUGCCAUGGCCUUUCUAGGAAAGAUGUACUCAGAAGGAAGUGAUGUUGUACCUCAGAGUAAUGAAACAGCUCUUCAGUAUUUCAAGAAAGCUGCUGAUAUGGGUAAUCCAGUUGGACAGAGUGGAUUAGGAAUGGCUUACCUCUAUGGAAGAGGUGUUCCAGUGAACUAUGAGCUAGCACUGAAGUAUUUCCAGAAGGCUGCAGAACAGGGAUGGGUUGAUGGACAACUUCAACUAGGUUCCAUGUAUUACAAUGGCAUUGGAGUCAAGAGAGACUAUAAGCAAGCUUUGAAGUAUUUUAACUUGGCCUCCCAGGGUGGCCACAUUCUGGCGUUUUAUAAUCUCGCUCAGAUGCAUGCUACUGGCACUGGAGUGAUGCGAUCUUGUCAUACUGCUGUUGAAUUGUUUAAGAACGUAUGUGAACGGGGACGUUGGUCUGAAAGACUGAUGACCGCCUACAACAGCUAUAAAGAUGGUGAUUCAAAUUCUGCUGUGGUUCAGUAUCUUCUUUUGGCAGAACAAGGCUACGAAGUUGCACAAAGCAAUGCUGCUUUCAUACUUGAUCAGAAAGAAGCUAGCAUAGUAGGAGAAAAUGAAACCUAUCCUCGAGCUUUGCUUCAUUGGAAUAGAGCAGCUUCUCAAGGAUAUACUGUUGCAAGAAUUAAACUUGGAGAUUACCAUUUUUAUGGUUUUGGUACUGAUGUUGAUUAUGAAACUGCAUUUAUUCACUAUCGACUGGCAUCAGAGCAACAGCACAGUGCCCAAGCAAUGUUUAAUCUGGGAUACAUGCAUGAGAAGGGAUUGGGCAUCAAGCAGGAUAUUCAUCUUGCAAAACGAUUCUACGACAUGGCAGCUGAAGCAAGCCCAGAUGCUCAGGUUCCAGUCUUCCUAGCACUUUGCAAGCUUGGAGUGAUUUAUUCCUUGCAGUAUGUACGAGAAAUCAAUAUAAGGGAGGUAUUCUCACAUAUUGAUAUGGACCAGCUGCUGGGGCCUGAGUGGGACCUUUACCUUAUGACCAUCAUCGCCUUGCUUCUGGGAACAAUUAUAGCUUACAGACAAAGGCAACAUCAGGCAAUUCCCAGACCAGCAGGACUGCGGCCAGCUGUGCCUCAACAAGAACCACCACCAGAGCAUCAACCACCACAAUAGCAACAAAAGCCUCAGUGAAAGAACUGGAUUUUUCCAAAAGGAACAAUUUUCAUUGUGAGUUAGGACUUUGGAUCAACGGUCCCUCCCCCAAAAGAGGCGCAAAGAAGUUUAGGGAAAAAAAAAAAGUCUGAAAGCUGCUU